UCAAUUUCGAAAUGAAAUCCGUUAGGGUACGUAAAUUAGCCGUGACGUCACAGCCGCCAUUAUGAAUCCGGGACCUUCAUCGGCUACCCUGUCUCUCGGCCUGAGCCCAGAUCGAGACCCAGAGAAAUGUAAACAAACACGAGUCAGACUUGAUAUAGGAGUGAAUUUGUUGCUUUUUCGAGGGGCAGUGGGUCUGUACAUGCGUGAGGUGGCGAGGGGCGUGGCCAAGGGGCGGCUAGCAGCGUGUGCCACCAGGGAAAUGUGUACCAACAUAAUGAAGACGCCAGGCAAGGAAGCUUACGGCAGAGUCCUUCUGGUGCGGAAGGCAUCGGGGAAGGACGCAGGGAAGUUGUGUGCCGCGGAGGUUCUGAAGAAAGCGACCAUCGUACAGAAGAAGAAGAAGAAGACAACUGAGCACACCAAGACAGAGAGGCAGGUGUUGGAGGCAGUGCGGCAGAGUCCCUUCCUGGUCACCCUUCACUGUGCCUUCCAAACUGAUGCUAAACUCCACCUUAUCCUUGACUACAUCAGAGGAGGAGAACCGUUCACUCACCUUUACCAGAGAGAAAGGUUCCACGAGGAUGAAGUCCGUCUCUACGUUGAAGUCAUCCUUGCCCUUGACCAUCUGCACAAACUUGGUAUCAUCUAUCGAGACAUCAAGCUUGAAAACAUCCUCCUGGACUCGGAUGGCCACAUAGUAUUGACAGACUUUGGCCUCAGCAAGGACUUCCUCUCUCAUGAAACGGAACACAGAGCAUACUCCUUCUGUGGCACAAUUGAGUACGUGGCCCCCGAGGUGGUGCAGGGAGGAGCUCACGGCCACGAUCAGGCUGUGGACUGGUGGAGUGUGGGAGUGUUAACAUAUGAACUGUUAACUGGAGCCUCGCCUAUCACGGUGGAAGGUGAAAAGAAUAACCAGCAGGAGAUUUCAAGACGAAUCCUGAAAACACAGCCACCGUUGCCCAGUGGUGUAUCGCCAGAGGUCAGAGACUUAAUUUCAAGACUCCUCGUGAAAGACCCUCACCAGCGGUUAGGGGGAGGGCCACGGGACGCACUAGAGAUUAAGGACCGUGUAUUUUUUAAGGCACACACCUACAUUGUGAUGGAGCUCCUUGGAGGUGGAGAGCUGGCUGCUUCAGAGGAUCAGGAAACACGAGAGGUUCACAGAGGCUCAGGCUUCAGUCAUCGUGAGGAACCUGGUGUCAGCAGUUCACUACAAGCACAGAAGAGGCAUCGUUCAUGGAGACCUGAAGCCAGACACGGGUGAAGAGUUAGGAGAGGGAGAGGGAAUAUGUUGGGAAUUAAUGGAAUGGGAGGGAAUAAAAAUAGAAAAGUGGUUGGUGUUGAGGACAGACAGAAAAGAGAAGAAAGGAAAGGUGAAAAAA
This is a messenger RNA of Scylla paramamosain (green mud crab), 1385 nucleotides long. RefSeq names its product ribosomal protein S6 kinase alpha-5-like. Gene Ontology annotation, biological process: peptidyl-serine phosphorylation; regulation of DNA-templated transcription. Lineage: Eukaryota; Metazoa; Arthropoda; Malacostraca; Decapoda; Portunidae. The record is from RefSeq and is a predicted model, not a curated record. Gene Ontology annotation, molecular function: ATP binding; protein serine/threonine kinase activity.